GAUCUCACUAUGUAGCUUUGGAUAUCUUGGAACUUACUAUGUAGAGCAGCCUGGCCCUGAACCCACAGAUAUCUGCCUAACUUUGCCGUAAGAGUGCUAGGAUUAAAAGUGUAUGCCACCCCUGUGCCACCUCAGGACAGCCAGGACUGUUACACAGAGAAACCCUGUCUCCAGAACAAAAAAGGAUAUGCCACCACAUCUGGCUCACCCUCACUUUCUCGAACUGUCUCUUUCCUGGGAUCCAGGCUUUUCCCAGAAUCUCAGCUUCCUGAGAUAACUGGUCCUGGGCAGCACCUCUGGUGCCGAGCCUGCUUCAUCCACCCGUCCCAAUGCCUGCCUUCUGUUCACUUUCCUACCUGGUACAAGGAGGUCCCACGCGCUCUCUCUGUCUGCACCCUCUGACACACCUUCAUCCCUCCUCCCAUUUCUUCUGACCUUCCCUUGGCUUCACAGCACCUACUAGAGUCAAGAUCUGCUCCUAUGGCCAGCCCUGGGCAGCCUGGGCCCGGGGAGGGCCAGGAGGAAGAGGAGACAAAGGGAGUCUCAGCCGCGGCGGCAGGGCAUCAUCAUCGAGCAGAGGUGCUGCAGCAGGCCCAGGAGCUCUUUCUACUGUGCGACAAGGAUGCUAAGGGCUUCAUCACUAGGCAGGACUUGCAGGGCCUACAGAGUGAUCUUCCCCUUACGCCUGAGCAGCUGGAGGCUGUAUUUGAAAGUCUGGAUCAGGCCCACACUGGCUUCCUCACAGCCCGGGAGUUCUGCCUAGGCCUGGGGAAGUUUGUGGGGGUGGAGUCGGCCCAAGGUGGGUCCUCCUUGAGGACUCCUGAGGAAACCUUUGAGUCAAGCACAGGGGGCUCCCUGGAGGAGGACGACGAUGUUGAGACAUUCUGCACUUCCUUAGAGAAGCUGGGAGUGGCCCGGGUCCUGGGCGAGCAAUGGGCUGUGAGGACACUCUGGGUCAGGCUACAGCGCGAGCGACCCGAGCUGUUGGGCUCUCUGGAGGAAGUCCUGGUGCGCGCGUCGGCCUGCCUGGAGGCGGCGGCCCGGGAGCGCGAUGGUUUGGAGCAGGCGCUGCGGCGGCGGGAGAGUGAGCACGAGAGGGAGGUGCGCGGACUUUACGAAGAGCUGGAGCAGCAGCUGGGGGAGCAGCGGCACCGCGGGCAGAGCCAGAAACUACCCCGGGAGGAACCGAGGGGCCACCUGGAGCUGGAGCUGCAGACCCGUGAGCAGGAGCUGGAGCGGGCAGGCCUGCGGCAGCGGGAACUGGAACAGCAGCUGCAGGCCCGGACUGAAGAACAGCUAGAGGUACAGGCCCAGCACAGCCAGCUGCGCAGGGCCUAUGAGGCCAUACGGGCACAGCUGGACCAGGCGCAAGAGCAGCUCAGCCGACUGGAGGGCGAAGCACAGGGCCGUCAGGAGCAAACCCAAAGAGAUGUGGUUGCUGUCUCCAGGAACAUGCAGAAAGAGAAACUCAGCCUCCUAAGGCAGCUGGAGCUGCUGAGGGAGCUGAAUCUGCGCCUUCGAGAUGAGAGAGAUGCCUGUGAGACUAAGCUGCUGGGCACUAGCCACAGGAAGGCUCUAGCUAUUGGCCACAAGCCUGGGCCCACCUACUGCUGCUGCUGCUGUGGCUGGGCUCGGCCCCCCAGACGAGGCUCUGGCCAUCUUCCUAGUGCCCGAUGACCAGCCCCAAAUGACUCACCAGGCCUUCCUCAUCUAGAGGAGCUACUCCUAGAAGGGGACUGGUCAUGGGUGGUGGUUGCCUGCUAAGUGUAGGGGCUCGAGGCAGAAAGCAUCAUCACCUGCCUGAAGGAACUAACCUCUGAGUGGUCAAGGUCUUCAGUCUCCGUCCUGUUCUCACCUCUGUUUAGCGGACCAAUAAAGGCCACUGAGGACUGUGCUGCA
Peromyscus maniculatus bairdii (prairie deer mouse) is the source of this 1899-nucleotide messenger RNA. NCBI's taxonomy places the organism in Eukaryota, Metazoa, Chordata, Mammalia, Rodentia, Cricetidae. The record is from RefSeq and is a predicted model, not a curated record.